Molecule: messenger RNA, 4216 nt
Organism: Pelodiscus sinensis (Chinese soft-shelled turtle)
Lineage: Eukaryota; Metazoa; Chordata; Testudines; Trionychidae
Gene: RNF135
Product: ring finger protein 135
Molecular function (GO): protein binding; metal ion binding
Source: RefSeq, a predicted model, not a curated record
CAAAGUGCUCCUCCUCUCAGGGCUCUCCGGUGGACAGUCUUUCAUAAUAAGAAAAGAAACUGAAACUUCCCGUAUUUUCUCUCCCCAGGAGGCCAUGGCGGCUGCUGCUAAUCCUGUCAAAAAUCUCGAAGAUGAAGUGACUUGCUCUCUUUGCCUGGAGUAUUUUAGAGACCCAAUACUAAUCACAAAAUGUGCCCAUAGCUUCUGCCGAGACUGUAUCACCCAGCACUGCAAGGACCAAGGACCCGGCGUCCGCUGCCCUCAUUGUAGGAAGACCUUCCAUCAGGAAAACUUAAUCUCAAACCGGCAGCUAGCCAACAUGGUGGAAAUAGUCCAGUGUCUGAAGAAAACUGCUCAAAACAGGAGAGAGGAAAGUGAGGUGGAGAAACACCAGGAAGUAUUGAAACUCUUUUGUGAAAAUGAUCAAGAAGCCGGCAAAUUGUGGACUCAGGAUUUUCGAGAUGGGCUUCCCCCCGAUGGGACAGCAUGGGAGAACAGGGAGCGGGAAAUAAGUGAGGUCUCCAAGCAAAUUGAAGUGGUCCAGGAUGCCAUCAGCAGCACUAAGCAGUCCAGUACUGAAAUGAAUGAAUAUGUGUCUCAGAUCAAAGGCUUGAUUACCGAAGACUUUGGUGCCAUGAAAAGGUACCUUGAAACCCAAGAGAGAGCCACACUUCAGGUCAUUGCUCUCGAGCAACGAGUGGCUCAGCAGAAAAUAGACGAAAUGAUUGGCCAGCUCACUGCGAAAGUGAACAAGCUCACCAACAUCAAAGCCCAGCUGGGAAAAGGGCUGCAGCAUAACACAAUGGAGCAGCUGAGUGAUACCAGCACAGACUCUCCGAUAAUAACGCAGAAAAUUACACUCGAUCAUAGGAAGAUUUGUGUUGUCACAAGUGCGGUAGAGGACCUCAAGAAGCAAUUGGAAACAAUAAUAUUGAAGAAUUAUCCAGCACAGCUGCCACAAGAACCUGUAGAUUUACUUCAGGACACAAGUGCCUGUGCCAUGUCUGUGGAUUCUGCAUAUGACAAUCCAAAACCGGUUAUUUCAAGUCAAUUUUCUCAGUGGGCAGUGAACGUGACCUUUGAUCCAGAAAGCAUCCCCUCUAAACUGGAUAUCACAUCUGAGAACAAGAAAGUGAUCGUCUCCCAUUUUUCAACUUCUUAUAAACCAACUGCGAAGAGAUUCCGCAUCAGCCAAGUCAUGUGUUCCCAAAGUUUCUCUGAUGGACGCCAUUACUGGGAAGUAAGUACCAAGGACAGCAGUGGAUGGGCUGUUGGAGUUGCAAAUGGAAAUAUUGGCAGAACCGAUCGGCUGGGAAGAACCGAACUAUCCUGGUGUGUGGAAUGGUCCGAUAAGAAUAAACAAUUGUCAGCUUGGCACAAUAACCGGGAAACCCGGUUAAGUGAUCAAAGGCCCCUGACGGUUGGAGUUUUCCUUGAUCUUGAAAACAAUCACCUGUCCUUUUACUCUCUCACUGAUAAAGAAAUGCUCCUGCAUCGAUUUGAAAUCAGUAUCCUACACCCUGUUUACCCUGCUUUCUGGCUGUAUGGUUUAGAUGAAGAAGGAUCCUUAACUAUAAAUCAUAUCAACAGGGACUAGUUUGCAGUUCUUAUGGAAACUGAAGACUUAAACUGUGAAUUGCAGGGAUGCAAGAAAUAAAGCUUUAUAGAGCUUCAGGUUUUGGAUAGGAGGCUUUUAUAUCAUGAUGCAGGGAUAACAUCUUUAGCAUGGCAGGGAAUUAACAGCGGAUGUGUUUUGUUCCUCUGCUUUUCUCUAUUUUCACCCUCCUUUUUACAAAUUCUGCCUGAUCCGUCCUGUUUUUGUUAAAGCAGCUCUAUCAAAUGGCAGUAAUGAGAAGCAGGGAUCUGUACUUACAGGAGCGAGGCAGUUACUCUAAGUCAAUGGUUUUCAAACUUUUUUCCUAGCAACCCGGGUUGAAGAAAAUAAUUGAUACCCACAGCCCAUCGGAGCUGGGGAUGAGGAAUUUGAGGUGUGAGCGGGGUUCUGGGCUGGGGCAGAGAGUUGAGGUGCAGGGGUGAGGGCUGUGGAAUGGGGCUGGGCACUGGGGAAUGGGCUUACCUCUAAUGACUCCCAGUCAUUGGUGCAGCAGGAGUGCAGAGGCAGGCUUUCUUUUGGAUCACACUGCACACCGGACAUGGUCAACAGCAAGUCUGGCUCCUAGGCGGAGGUGCACAAAUGGCUCUCAUCUGCAGGCACCGCCCCCCCAGCUCCCAGCCAAUGAAAGUGUUGAGCUGGUGCUUGGGCCGGGGGCAGCACAGGGAGCCCAGUGGCCCCCCUGCCUAGGAGCCAGACUUGCUAGCUGCUUCCAGGACAUACGGUGUCAGAACAGGGACUCCCCAGUUGUUUUCAAAAUGCAGGUCAUGACCCAGCUUUUAGGGUUGCCAGAUGCUUUCACAAAAAAUACCGAACAUGGCAGGAAUAAAAUUCGUUGUUUUAAAAAAAAAAAAAAAAAAAACCCAGGGGACCAAUGUUGAGCAAAAAAAUACCGGACACCUAGCAACCCUACCAGCUUUCGCUAGCUGCCAGGGUCCCUGGGUGCUGAGCAAGGCAACCCAGUGAAAAUGUGAAAACCACUAUCCUAUGUGCCAUAUAUAGCUUUCUCUCUUUAUAUUCCAUUUCAUGUGCCACAUGUAGCUUUCUCUCUUGAUUCACAGGGAAGAUUUGAGAAUAUAAAUUAGUCCCUUAUUGUCAGGGCUCACCAAACUGCAGCAAGCCCCGCUCUCCAGCCACGCUGUUCGGCGAUCUGCACAUGUGCAGAUUGCCUGAACCAGGCUCUUCCGGGUUACAAUCUACUCGCCAUGGGCGAGUAGAUUGUACAAUUUGUCGAGCCCUGCUUAUUGUAAUAUGUUCAUCCAUCCACUUUAGUUACAGCCAGCGUAAAACAAUCCCUUAUGUUAAAUAGGGACAUCAGUAGAAUCCUGUUCAAUGGAAUGAAAGAUCUGUAGUUGAGUCAGGUGGCCAGAUGAGAGGGGAAGAUACCAUGAGUGUGGUGCAUGUUUUGGGGAUAAGCACUGAAUUCCAGUAAAUGGGCUGUGUAUCCUCAGGGACCCAGUGCUACUGGGAAAUCUGCCAGAGGAAGAACAGUCUGUGAUGGGUUGGGUCACAGCGAUCCCCUUGAGAUUGUCCCCUGAUGUGCUGCUCAAACUACUGAGCCCACCUGUCUGCCCUCUGGGGGGUCCUACCACCCUGUCCUGCUAAGCCAGAAUCUCUGGUCUCCCCCAGCCCUGGCACAGAGUUGGGGUAUCAUCCCCAGGGUAUCAGCCCCCUAGCAGAGUAACAGACACUGAUAACUACUCAGCUGUGGAGGGUGCAGUUACAGAGACUUGUCAGCAUCCAGGAGCACAGCCUCAAUGGGACCAAAACCCCAAAUCUCUUUGUGUAAGUUUUAAACAGAGAAAUCUCAUAAAGUUCACUUUCUUUACCAACAAAAGAGAGAGAUGCACAGCUGUUGCUUCACCCCAACCCCCAGUAACAGUUAUUUACACUGGGCUUGCUACUAAACAAAAGUGAUUUUAUUAAGUAUAAAAGUUGGAUGUAAGUGAUGGCAAAGGAUGACAGACAGAUCCAAGUAAGUUACUAAGCUAAAAAUAAAACAAAAUAUACCAGCGAAGUUAAAAGAAAUUGUUAUAAAGCAUAAUUUUCACCCCAUUCCUUAUUUUAGAUAAAAUUCUUCAGGCCAAAGCUGAUCUUUUUUCUAACCUGGGCCCAGCUGCUUCUCCACCAUUCCUUAUUAGAAUUCUUUAUCCUCUUGUGGAGGGGAGCAAUAUGUGAAGAGAGCUGAAGACCCUCAUUAUUUGCUUCCCAUCCCUUAAAUAGAAUUUCCGCAGGGUGCAAAGUCUUUGUCCCAUUCCCCCUCCUCACUCCUGGGGAAAAAUACCAAAUUCAAGAUGGAUUCCAGCUCCAAGUGGCAUGGUCACAUGUCUUCAUAGGACCAACCGCAGUUUGGGCUUACAGGAAAAACAAGAAUAUUCACAGAUCCUGGUCUUGAGCUCCGGGCCAUUAAAUCCCUUAAGUACCACUAAUGGCUUUCAUUAGAAGAUCUAGAUUAAUAAACAGGUUUACCCUUUAUAUUUUGAACUAUGCAUACAAGAAUGAUAUGUGCACACACAUGGAAUACAUAUACCAGGGCUACGUCUAGACUGGCAUGAUUUUCCGCAUGUUUUCCGUUAAAAGCAUUUUCGAAAAAGAACAUCUAGA